AUGGCUGAAGCUGGAUUUUCUCCAGACCAACUCAGCUGUCCGUUGUGUUUGGAUCUACUGAAAGAUCUAGUGGCCAUUCCUUGUGGACACAGUUACUGUAUGAGCUGUAUUACAGACCACUGGAAUCAAGAGGAUCAGAAGAGAGUCUACAGUUGCCCUCAAUGCCGAAAGACCUUCAGACCAAGACCUGCUUUAAAUAAAAGCACUGUGCUGGCUGAAGUGGUGAAGAAACCAAAGAAGAAAAUCCAAACUGUUGUUCCUGAUGAACAACAUGAGAAUCUCUUAAAAGGUAAUAGACAUAACUUGAUGGACACCACUGGAAACUGGAGACCUCAGAAGAUGUUGUGUCUUCAACAUGGUAAACCGCUAGAGAUUUUCUGCUGCACUGACCAGCAAUGUAUUUGUGUGCUCUGUGUGGUGGAAAAUCACAAAACUCAUGAGAUUGUAUCAACUGCAGCUGGGAGGAUUGAGAAACAGAAACAACUGGAUGAAACACAAGGAAAAUUUCAGCAACAAAUCCAGGAGAGGGAGAAGAAGCUUCAGGAGCUGAAAGAAGCUGUGGAGUCUCAGAAGUGCUCUGCACAGACAGCAGUGGAGGACAGUGAGAGGAUCUUUACUGAACUCAUCCAGUCCAUAGAGAAAAGACGCUCUGAGGUCACACAGAUGAUCAGAGAUCGAGAAAAGACUGUCGUGAGUCGAGCUGAAGGACUCGUGGAGCGACUGAAGCAUGCGAUUGAUGAACUGAGGAGGAAAAACUCUGAGCUGGAACAGCUUUCACACACAGAUGAUGACACCCUUUUCCUCUGGAGACUCCCGUUUCUGUAUGAUCCUCCUGAAUCUCUAGACAUUUUCAGCAUCACUGUCAGUUCCUAUGAUGACAUAAAAGAAUCUGUCUCUCAACUGAGACAGAAACUGGAUAAUUUCUGCAGAAGGGAGAUUGAAAAGAUGUCUGGAAGAGGGGGAUGCACUCCGACUGUUGCCAACUCUGAGUUUGAAAGCAGAAAAGAGCUCCUGAAGUAUUUCUGUCGUGUCAAUGUGGAUCUAAACACAGUGCAUAAACACCUCCGACUGUCUAAGAAGAACAGAGUGAUUGCCAGCACUAACAUAGAUCAGCGCUAUCCUGAUCAUCCAGGCAGAUUUGAUUAUUGGUGGCAGGUGUUGUGUAGUGAGAGUAUAUGUGGACACUGUUACUGGGAGGUGGAGUGGGAUGGGACUCAUGAUGUGGGUAUAGCAGUGUCAUAUGAGAGCAUCAGAAGGAAGGGACGGGGUGAUGAGUGUAAAUUUGGAUAUAAUGCUGAAUCCUGGAGCUUGGACUGCACUUCUUCGGGUUACUUUUUCUGUCACAAUAACAAACAGACUAAACUCCUUAUAGAGCCUAGUUGCUCUAGAAUAGGAGUGUAUGUGGAUCAAAAUGCAGGAAUUCUGUCCUUCUACAGCGUCUCUGACACAAUAACCCUCCUCCACAGAGUCCAGACCAAAUUCACUCAGGCACUCUAUCCAGGAUUUAGAAUUGGCUUUGGGAUAUGUUUAGCCUACUUUUUAUCAUGUACAUCAGUAAAACUACUAAACAAAUGA
Molecule: messenger RNA, 1575 nt
Organism: Labeo rohita (rohu)
Lineage: Eukaryota; Metazoa; Chordata; Actinopteri; Cypriniformes; Cyprinidae
Product: tripartite motif-containing protein 65-like
Exons: 6
Coding region: 1-1575 (524 amino acids)
Molecular function (GO): protein binding; zinc ion binding
Source: RefSeq, a predicted model, not a curated record